Molecule: messenger RNA, 4108 nt
Organism: Salmo salar (Atlantic salmon)
Lineage: Eukaryota; Metazoa; Chordata; Actinopteri; Salmoniformes; Salmonidae
Product: tight junction protein 2
Biological process (GO): positive regulation of blood-brain barrier permeability; protein localization to cell-cell junction; cell-cell junction organization
Cellular component (GO): plasma membrane; bicellular tight junction
Molecular function (GO): cell adhesion molecule binding
Source: RefSeq, a predicted model, not a curated record
CAGAAUUUACGGAAAGAAUACACCCCAGUUGUUGGUAAGAACGUUUCGGUUCCCAUCGAUAUCACAGCAAUAAUUUUAAAGGAUCUCGGGAGUUACAGCGAGCUAGGGAAGUCUUUUAGGACCGCAGUCACAAGCCAUGUUCCAUUUUAGAGACUAGGAUAGGGUAUAUUUUAAGAGAUACCAGUUCUACAAGCCAUAAUUAAGACACUUGUUUUACGGUUAACAUAAGGCGACAGUGUUUCACAACUUUUACAGCGCAGAAUGCCUGUGAAAGGAGGCGGAAGAGUGGCUGUGUAUCCAGGCAAGGGCGAACAUGUCGGAAUAGAGCACGUCACAAAACGCAGGCAGAGGGACCAGGCAGAGGGACCGUUUACAGAACACGUCCUGCAUGGCUGCCAGAGCUCAGGAAUGGAGGAGACUGUUUGGGAGCAGUACACUGUGAACCUACAGAGGGACUCCAAGAUGGGGUUUGGUAUCGCUGUGUCGGGGGGGCGGGACAACCCCAACGUGGAGAAUGGAGAGAUGUCAAUCAUCGUGUCAGACGUCUUGCAGGGAGGACCAGCUGAUGGACUACUGUUUGAAAAUGACCGUGUGAUCCAAGUCAACUCCAUCCUCAUGGACAACGUGCCUCAUUCCUUCGCUGUGCAGCAGCUACGCAAAUGUGGGAAGACCGCCAAGAUAACGGUGAAGAGACCUCGGAAGGUGGCUCUCCACUCCCUGAAACACCCUCCCUCCCCUGGUGCCGAGAGUCGAGACUUCGGCUCCACCCACUACUACGAUGCCGAUGAAAACCAGAGCGAUGGGGGCUGGCAUCGUGGCAAUGGUGGUCCUGGUUAUAACCGCGAGCCUCGCGACCUCACCCCCGACAACAAGAGCUACCUGGACCCCAACUAUGGCAGCCGUGGUAACCGGGGGAGAAGCCGGGGGAGGAGCAAAGAGAGGGCGUCGCCAAGCCCAGAGCCUCACCACGACAACAGCAGUGGGCGGGCCUUGGACCGGGAGCCGCCCAGUCCAGAGAGGCCACAGUAUCCACGGGAACGCAGCCGGGGGAGGAGCAUGGACCGGGAGAGAGGAGGGGGAGGAGGGAGUCCAGGUGGGAGGAGCUACAGCCGGGGAGACAGCUAUGAGCGAGGAGGGGGGAGGUACAGGGAUGGGGGAGGUACCGGGGGGAGGAUGGUGAAGGGUAAGAGUAGAGACAACCUCCGUGAGCCGUCCCGUUCACCCUCUCCUGACCUCCCCCGAGGAGGAGCUGGAGACCUGGAGCCCCUGGAGAAACCUGUUAACGUCCUGCUGGUCAAGAACAGACCCAACGAAGAGUAUGGUCUGCGUCUGGGCAGUCAGAUAUUCAUCAAGGAGAUGACCAGUACAGGACUGGCUGCCAAGGACGGAAACCUACAGGAGGGAGACAUCAUCCUCAAGAUCAAUGGGACAGUAACAGAGAACCUGUCGCUGAACGAUGCAGGGAAGCUCAUAGAGAAGUCUAGAGGAAAACUCCAACUGGUCGUCCAGAGAGACCGCCGCCAGAUCCUCAUCCGUAUCCCACCCCUCGUAGACUCCGACUCCGAACCUGAUGAUAUCUCAGAGAUGGAGUCCUACUCCCCACAGGAGGAGCGUAGAUCUCGCCAGUCGGACCUAUCUUCCCACUCCUCUAAUGAGAGAGAGAACCCCAGACCUCUAACUAGCCUGGAAGACUCUCCCAGGGUAGCCAAGAUGUCUGCCAUGGCCUCGCCCUUUAGGGUGCCCCCCCUACAGGACCCAAACGAUCCGGGCCCUGCCGUACUGUCCUCAGAGGGGCUGCCACGCCUCGACGAGCAACCAGCAUCAGCAAAGAUUACUCCUAAGAUUCUGCUACGCCCCAGCCCAGAGGAUGAAGAGCUCUAUGGUGCUAACACGGUGAUGGUGAGUUUCCAGAAGGGGGACAGUGUGGGUCUGAGGCUGGCGGGCGGUAACGAUGUGGGCAUCUUCAUCGCUGGCAUCCAGGAGGGCAGUCCUGCCGAGGAGGAGGGGCUACGCACAGGAGACCAAAUCAUGAAGGUCAAUAGCGUUGACUUCCGAGGCAUCGUGAGAGAAGAGGCUGUUCUGUUCCUGUUGGAGAUUCCUAAAGGAGAGGAUGUCACCAUACUGGCCCAGAGUAAACCUGAUGUCUACAAUGACAUCCUGGUGUCUGGUCGUGGGGACUCGUUCUUUAUCAGGACUCAUUUUGAGUAUGAGCGGGAGGCUCCCCAGAGCCUGGCCUUCUCCAGAGGGGAGAUCUUCAAAGUGGUGGACACUCUCUACGAUGGCAAGCUGGGCAACUGGCUGGCCAUCCGCACCGGCAAGGACAAACAGCUGCUGGAGAAAGGCAUCAUCCCCAAUAAGAGCAGGGCUGAUCAGAUAGCGAGCGUACAGAACUCCCAUAAGGCUGCUGGCACGGACCGCGCCGACUUCUGGCGUCUGAGAGGUCAAAGGGCAGCCAAGAGGAAGGAGCUGAGGAAGAGCAGAGAGGAUGUCGGCGCUAUGCCCAUCGCCACACGCUUCCCUGCAUACGAGAGAGUCGUGCUCAGAGAGGCUGGUUUCAGACGUCCUGUGGUUCUGUUUGGUCCUAUAGCUGAUGCAGCCAAUGACAAGCUAGCCAACGAGCUGCCUGACCUGUUUGUCAUCGCCAAAACGGAGCCUAAAGAUGCCGGGUCGGAGAAAUCCUCAGGAGUGGUGAGACUUAACACCAUCCGCCAGAUCAUCGAGCAGGACAAGCAUGCCCUGCUGGAUGUGACUCCCAAGGCGGUGGACACUCUGAACUACACCCAGUGGUACCCCAUCGUCAUCUUUUUCAACCCAGACAGUAAACCAGGGGUUAAGGCCAUGAGGCAGAGGGUGAUACCUGGGUCCAACCGCAGCGCUAGGAAACUAUAUGAACAGGCUGUCAAACUGAGGAAGACCUGCUCUCACCUAUUCACUGCUACUAUUGAUGUGAACUCGGCCAACGAUGCGUGGUAUGGCAGUGUGAAGGACUCUAUCAGGGAGCAGCAGACUCAGGCUGUAUGGGUGUCUGAGGGGAAGCUGGACUGGAUGGAGAUGGACCUUGAUCUCCAUGACGACCGCAUGUCAUACCUGUCAGCCAUGUCAGCCGACUACCUGAGCAUGGACAGCCGAUUGGCCAGCGACUACGAUGACACGGCGGAUGAGGGUGGGGCUUACACGGAUAACGAGCUGGACAACGAGCCGGCUGACCAACUGCACGUGUCCGCUAUCAGCCGCUCCUCUGAGCCCGUGCUGGCAGAGGAGAUCCUGCGCAGGUGUAGUCCAGAGAUCCGUGGUCGUGUCAGGAGGGUGGGCAGCAGGGAGGUGCUCAGCAGCGCCAGCCCACCCCCCCGCGUUUGUACCUGACCCCCCCCAAGGUGAGAGACAGACACACACACACAUAUACAAAUUCCUCUUAUAUUCACUUUUACCAUCUUUCGUACAUAAAGUCAACCGGUAGUUCAAAUUUUUAGGCAACUGUGUGGUUUUCAAACAUCCACUUACAUUUGAAUGUUUGAAACCCCCCACCACCCCUUAGCUCUUUUAAUUAAAUCAGAACUAGCAAACUCCCCUUCUCUCUGAAGAAUGGUCUGAUCUGGAGAAACCACACCCACCACGGCUCGGAUUCCUCCAACGGCAGACCACUCUGGUACCUAAUUAGCAAAAAGUAACUCCCAAAAUUCCUUGUGGUGAUAGAAGGGUCCUGUGUUCGUGAAACCUCAUAGUCAUUAAUAGUAUUGUGAACCUUUGUCUGUUGAACCGAUAUUCUAGAGUAAUGUAGGCUACUUGUGUUUUGAACUCUUAAAGAGAAAUAGGUGGUAUUCAACAUUGUCUUCUGUUAUGAAUGUGUUUGGGAAAGUACAACCUGAAGCUUCUUUUAUGUUGUAAAUCAAUAGUGAGGUAAUGAGGGCGGAAGCCUAAAGUUAAUGAUUAUUGUUUCAAGCGUUUUUCUAGUCACAAAUCUACUAUUCACGUAUAGAAAUGUUUGGUUUGCGGAUCUGCGACUGACCCUGUUUGGUCCCCAUAGAAAUAGAAUGAUUUCAUUGACUGAAUCGAAUCAAAAUGAUUUGAUUCAUUCUAAUUCUAUGCCGGUCCACCCCCCACCCCCCCA